Suillus subaureus is the source of this 1041-nucleotide messenger RNA. RefSeq names its product ubiquitin-related domain-containing protein. The record is from RefSeq and is a predicted model, not a curated record. The coding region runs from base 1 to 1041 and encodes 346 amino acids. Gene Ontology annotation, molecular function: protein binding. NCBI's taxonomy places the organism in Eukaryota, Fungi, Basidiomycota, Agaricomycetes, Boletales, Suillaceae. The transcript has 9 exons.
AUGGCUGGCGAUAAGGAAACACUACUCAGCAUGGGAUUCGACCCAGCCCGUGUCGACUGGGCAUUAAGAGCGACUAAUAAUCGCGGUUUGCAGCCUGCUAUGGAUCACAUUCUAGAGAACGAAGGAAAGCCUAUUCCAGAUCCGAGCGUUGCUGCUCCUACAACUGCAUCGGGCAGCGUGGGCCAGCCUAUGGACGUCGAUGUGGACGACGAAGAUGAAGAUACCCUGCGGCGCUUGAUAGGAACGCAAGCUGGUGCCACAUCGAGCGCUGAAGCAGAGGCCAAGAGUAUCAAAUGCUCAGAAUGUGGCAAGGUAUUUAAGAACACGGCAUUGGCUAAUUACCAUGCCGAGAAGAGUGGUCAUGAUCAGUUUGAGGAGUCCACGGAAGAGGUUUUUAAAGCCACUUACGGAGGAAGAGAAGCAGCAGAAGUUGGCCGACCUCCGAGAAAAAUAGCUGCAAAGCGCAGCGUAAAGGCUCAACAAGAAGCCGCAGAAGCACGUGCGAAUGAAACUAUUCGUCGCAAGACUGGCAAGGACAUCGGCAAACUGAAAGACGAGUUGAAGGCUAAGGAGCUCGUGAAAGAAGCUGAGCAGAAGCGUAGAGAGAAGCUUGAGGAUGCCAAAGCCAAAGCCGCUGUAAAGGCCCAGAUUGAAGCAGAUAAGAAAGCCCGUGCAGAGAGGACUGCAAGGGAGAAAGCCUUACGUGAUGGCCAACCAAUUAUUGACGCACCAGCCAGUGCGUCAACGACUCCAGCGGUGACAGCAUCCUCAUCCAGCGGCGGCACAAGCGGGAAGGACUUCAAAGAGACUCGUCUCCAAAUCCGCAUGGCAACUGGGGGAACGCCUUACACGACCACCCUGCCAAGUGACGCAACAUUACGUGAAGUCGCUGAAUUUUUGGCUGCCCAAACGCUUGUCAUCGACGUGGAAACGGUCACAUUCGCCCAGCAUUUCCCAAGGAAAACAUUCUCUCGUGAUCAAUUUAGCAAAACACUGAGGGAACUCGGAUUGACGCCGUCAGCGGUCCUCAUUGCGUCCUAA